AUGUCGUGCCCGUAUGAACCGCAGCAUCCCCUAGAAAUAUACACUCCAGGCUGGCAUAGCGACGUUCGAACGCCCGUCGUCGAUGGCAAAUAUUACGAUAAAAAGACGGGAGAACUACGCAUUGCGUCCGAUCAUGAAGAAUAUUCCGGCCCCCCUGCCGUCGACAUCAUCAUCAAGAGUCAACAUGAGGAUACCUGCCAGUGCACCUACCGCGCCGCUCGACCAUUUCCCGUCGAGGCACUUCUAUGGCAGAUUAUGCGAGUUGUACAUGAUAGGAAGCUAGAGGUGGACUCGCUCAUUGCGACUACCUACGCAAUUAGAAUUAUACUCUGUCAUAAACUGACUGUUGAUGAGUUCCAUGAGAUUUCGAUUGAGAUGGCAAACGGAAUUUGGAACCAGGAUGUCAAGGUUGACGAAGAGGACCCGAAGGGAGAGAAUAAAUGA
Messenger RNA from Pochonia chlamydosporia 170, 444 nucleotides. RefSeq lists its product as hypothetical. The record is from RefSeq and is a predicted model, not a curated record. Bases 1 to 444 code for a protein of 147 amino acids. The transcript has a single exon. Lineage: Eukaryota; Fungi; Ascomycota; Sordariomycetes; Hypocreales; Clavicipitaceae.